Enterobius vermicularis (human pinworm) is the source of this 341-nucleotide messenger RNA. The record is from the annotation of a GenBank genome assembly. NCBI's taxonomy places the organism in Eukaryota, Metazoa, Nematoda, Chromadorea, Rhabditida, Oxyuridae.
AUGAAAACAGUUCGAGCACGAGCAUACGUAUUCAGAGCCAGUCAGGACCUAACCCAACCACUUCAGAACAUUGGCACUAUUGACUUUGCUCAGUACGGCGGAUAUGUAAAGAUCAAUGGUACUCUCAGUGGUCUGCCACAGGGUCCUCACGGUUUUCAUAUCCACGAGAAAGGAGACAUAGCUAACUCAUGUUUAAAUGCUGGGCCGCACUUCAACCCGACACAGCAGGUUCAUGGUGGUCAGCACGAUGCAAUACGGCAUGUUGGGGAUCUGGGUAACAUUGAAGUUCCGGUUCGUUUUAUUUCUUCUCAUCUUUUUCGAUCGACUAAAUUCAACUGAGG